UUCCCCUUCCUAUCAUUAGUCCUCACCACACACUGAAUUUUCUCCUCUCUCAUUUCCCCUGUGUGUUUUCUUCUUCUGCAUACCCUAAUUUUUAACCAUGCUUCUCAAGGCGGCACCAGCUUUUGCUUUGUUGAACAGCCAAGGGGAAAAUCUGAGCCCUUUGUUCUCGUCUUCGAAGAGCUUUUCCCCAAAAAGUGGAAAUCGGUUCGUUGUUUCUGCUUCAAAGGCGACGAACCACAAGCCCUUGACCGGCGUUGUCUUUGAACCCUUUGAAGAGUUGAAGAAGGAGUUGAUGCUUGUACCCGCUGUUCCUGAUACCUCUCUUUGCCGCCAGAUGUACUCAGAUGAUUGCGAAGCUGCUAUUAAUGAACAGAUCAAUGUGGAAUACAAUAAUUCAUAUGUUUACCAUGCGAUGUUUGCCUAUUUCGACCGAGACAACGUUGCUCUCAAGGGUCUCGCCAAGUUUUUCAAGGAAUCUAGUCUAGAGGAAAGAGAGCACGCUGAGAAAUUGAUGGAAUUCCAGAACAAGCGCGGUGGGAGGGUGAAGCUGCUAUCUAUCUGUGCGCCACCUACUGAGUUUGAUCACUGUGAGAAGGGGGAUGCAUUGUAUGCAAUGGAGCUCGCGCUUUGUCUGGAGAAGUUGACAAAUCAAAGGCUUCUAAACUUGCAUGCUGUAGCCUCGCGAAGCAACGAUGUGCAUUUGGCUGAUUUUCUUGAAAGCGAGUUCUUGGUUGAACAGGUGGACGCAAUCAAGAAGAUCUCAGAAUAUGUUGCUCAGCUGAGAAGAGUUGGCCAAGGACAUGGUGUCUGGCAGUUCGAUCAGAUGCUGCUGAAUGAGGGAGCUGCUGCUUGAAGGAGAAGAUAGAAUUUCACUUUGCAUUUGUAUUUUGCCAUUGUGGAGGAUGUCUUUAGUAUAUUUUGAUAUUAGAAAAGGGCUCUGAGAUUCUAGGCCUCUUAGUAGUAGAAAGUAUGAGUGGUAAGAAAGUCCAUAUAAGACUGUCCUAAUAGAUCUAGCCAGCUGUGCUAUAGUUUACUAGUUGUCAAGUACUUUUGGAUUUUAAUUAGUUCAAUCUAGGGUAUCAUGCUUGCUCUUGUAGCUUGAACAUGAAGUGCACCCAGAAAGCACUCUAUCAAAUUUAAGUGAGUUCAACUGAUAUGUUGGUAUUUCUGCAAUUUAUUGCUUCAAAUUAAUUUGGACCUGCUGUUGAGGUUGA
Messenger RNA from Nicotiana attenuata, 1214 nucleotides. Its product is annotated as ferritin-1, chloroplastic. The record is from RefSeq and is a predicted model, not a curated record. The transcript is spliced from 8 exons. Bases 98 to 853 code for a protein of 251 amino acids. Gene Ontology annotation, molecular function: ferrous iron binding; ferric iron binding. Gene Ontology annotation, biological process: intracellular iron ion homeostasis; iron ion transport. NCBI's taxonomy places the organism in Eukaryota, Viridiplantae, Streptophyta, Magnoliopsida, Solanales, Solanaceae. Gene Ontology annotation, cellular component: cytoplasm.